GUAAGUGUGCAAAGCUUCAAAGCAAUGAUAUAUAAGAACAUCAAUACAUUAAUUCACCACUCAUCAUAACAUUUUAUUAAUAUUCUUUUUGGGUUCUAGCUACCAUAGAUAUCUCUCAUCGCAACAUAUUUCACAUAUAAUAGAGAUUAAACACAAAUUCUUUGUGACAUAGAUUGUUUCUACAUCGUGUAUUGUAAGGUAUCAACACAUGUACUGUUAAUAUGUCUGAGAAGGAAAAAAAGGACGAGAAGGAAUAUUUUAAAUUCGACGAUGAAAUAGUGAAAGCACAGAAAGCAGCAGCUAUGAAAAAGUGGGAACAAUUCAAGGCCAUCAUCAACAACAAGGAGUUACUGAAAAAGCCUUUUGACAUGUUUGGGAACACUGCAAUUCAUGUAGUAGCUCGCUCGGGACGCGAACAACAACAAGUCUUGAUAGAAUUACUCCACAUGCUAUCUCACACGGAGCAAUUAGAUGCGUUGAGGUGGCAGAAUUGUGAAGGGAACACAGUUCUUCACGAGGUGAUGUUGCUGGAUGAUCCAAAGAUGGUGGACGUGAUCAUGGAAGUUGAUAAGAUGAUGGAACAUGAUAAAAAGCCACUUCUGGAGAUAGUAAACAACGCUAAUGAAACCCCAGCUUAUAGGGCUGCAAAGUAUGGGAUGCUACGUGUGCUCAAGCACUUGCAUGCAAACUAUGGCAUUGAGUAUAAGCAUUUUCCAGACCAACUAUUUAAGGGAUUGAAGCGUCCAAUUCUUCAUUAUUGUCUGCUCACUUUUAAUUUUGGCACUGCUAUUUGGUUGCUCGAAAACAUAGGUAAACGUCUUGCUCGAAAAAAGGUUAAGAAACUUCCAAACAAUACUGGGGAAGAGAAUAGAGAUGAAGAGGAUAAGGAUGGAAUUGCCUGUUUAAAGGUGUUAUCAAAAAUGCCAAUGGCUUUCGAGAGCACAGAUACCCGAAAAAUGGGACUUACAAAGACACUCAUAUAUAAAUUGCUUCCUGAGGAUGGAUAUGAAUCAGAAUCGGAAGAAGAUGAUGCCAGAAACAGUUCAGUCAAAGUCACAAGAGAUGAAGAAAGCAGCCAACCAAAUGAUGAAAACAAAACGACAACCAAAUCAAAAAUUGGGAUCAUUCUAUCACGAGUCAACUAUGCUUUCUGGAAACGUGCAAAAGGGUACAUUUAUAUUGAAAAUAUUUGGAAUAAAAAGAAGAGCCACAAGUUCGCAGAGCAAUUACUUGAAUUACUAUUGGAUAGUGAUGACUCGUGGAAGCAGUGUGUCUUGGUACCCCCUAAUGAGCCAAUAGGGUUUUCAAUGAGGUUUCCUUCUAACGUCACAAAAAGGAAAGAGGACAUUGAGUUGAAAGAUAGGGUUGAGAUGGAGGAGAGAGUAAAAGAAUCACUCAAAGAAAGUAGAGAUAAGAGUUUAAAUUUAGCUAAGAACACUUUAGCAAUGUGGGAAACGCCACUUUUCUUGGGUGCAGCGUCAGGGAUUGUAGAAGUGGUGAAGCGAAUAGUUGAAAGGUAUCCUGAAGCUAUUUCUUAUGUUAACGAUGAUGGCCUCAACGUACUGCAUGUGGCAGUGAAGCACCGUCAGUUAAAAAUAUAUGAAUACAUAGUGAAAAUUCCAGCGUAUGAGUCAUUGAUAACACGGAUAAGUAAAGAUAAACGUACUAUCUUGCACCAAGCUGCAAGCAUGGACUACUAUAGAGAACAAAGCGUGGCUGGUGUGGCAUACCAACUGCAACGUGAGCUACAAUGGUAUCAUCGAGUUAGUGAAAUUGUUCCGAGACAAUACUUGAUGCAUACCGACAAAGAUGGUUUAACACCAGGAGGUCUUUUGGACAUAGAUCAUGCAGAUAUGCAUAAUGAGGCAAAGCAAUGGAUGAAGGAAACAUCUCAAUCAUGUUCCACUGUAGCAGUGCUAAUUGCUGGUGUUGUCUUUGCAGCUGCAUAUGCCAUCCCAGGAGGGACUGAAGGAGGAAGACCUGUGUUAAGUAACUCUUCUGCAUUCAGAAUUUUCACCAUCAUGGAUGUUGUGGCUCUUGCCACCUCAUUGGGUUCGGUGGUCAUGUUUCUUUCUAUACUCACUUCUUCAUUUGAAUUGUGGGAAUUUCACAAGUCCUUGCCUCGAAAGUUGAAGUUGGGAUUUAUGAUGCUAUUUUUCUCACUCAUCACCACAAUGCUAGCAUUUGCUGCCACCAUAUUGCUCACCAUUCGAUUGGAGGGGAACAAGAAGUCAACAACUUUAGCAUACAGUUUGGCCUUUGUCAUCGUUUCUAUAUUUGGGUUGACACAAUUCCCUUUAUAUGAAAUGCUUGAAGAUCAAUUCGAGAAUUGUUCCCAAAUUUGGAAGUCAUUGCGUAAAAUAGUUUAAAGAUCUAUAACACACAUGUUCAACUUGACCUAUACUUUCAUUAUUCCCCAUAAUUCAUUAGUUUCUGAUCAUUAUAGUUUUCUAUUGUGAUUUUGGUAAGUUGUUAUUAUGUGUUUUGGUGAGUUGAUAUUUUGUUUCAAUAGUCACAUCGAGUCCCAAACAAGUUUGUUGAGUUACGGAUAAGCUAGCUGGCUCAUGUGCAUGCAAGUAUUUAUAUAUGUAUGAAUGGCUUUAAGUUUAAUGGAAAUU
Molecule: messenger RNA, 2618 nt
Organism: Cajanus cajan (pigeon pea)
Lineage: Eukaryota; Viridiplantae; Streptophyta; Magnoliopsida; Fabales; Fabaceae
Cellular component (GO): membrane
Source: RefSeq, a predicted model, not a curated record